Molecule: messenger RNA, 1626 nt
Organism: Diaporthe citri
Lineage: Eukaryota; Fungi; Ascomycota; Sordariomycetes; Diaporthales; Diaporthaceae
Exons: 2
Coding region: 1-1626 (541 amino acids)
Biological process (GO): cytoplasmic stress granule assembly; P-body assembly
Cellular component (GO): cytoplasmic stress granule; P-body
Molecular function (GO): RNA helicase activity; ATP binding; mRNA binding
Source: RefSeq, a predicted model, not a curated record
AUGUCCGAACAAACAAAUGUCGCCGACCAAUUGACCGAAAAGCUGCGCGCAAGCAACGUCCAGGAUGGAGCCCCUUCAGAGGACUGGAAGCAGAAGCUGAACCUCCCAGCGAAGGACAACCGACAGCAGACAGAGGAUGUGACCAACACCAAGGGUUUCGAAUUCGAGGACUUCAAGCUUUCGCGCGAUCUGAUGAUGGGCAUAUUCGAAGCAGGUUUUGACAAGCCCUCGCCGAUCCAAGAAGAGAGCAUCCCCGUCGCCCUGCAAGGCCGCGACAUAUUAGCCCGAGCAAAGAACGGAACAGGAAAGACCGCCGCCUUCAUCAUCCCAUGUCUCCAGAGGGUCAAACCUCAAGUCUCCCGUAUCCAAUGCCUCAUCCUCGUCCCCACACGAGAGCUUGCCCUGCAGACAUCACAUGUGUGCAAGACUCUGGGCAAGCACCUCAACAUCAACGUCAUGGUCACAACCGGUGGCACCGGCCUGCGAGAUGACAUCCUCCGUCUCAGCGAGCCCGUCCACGUCCUCGUCGGCACCCCCGGCCGAGUAGCAGAUCUUGCAAGACAGAACGUUGCCGACCUGAGCGAAUGCCCCAUGCUCGUUAUGGACGAAGCAGAUAAGCUGCUCUCGGUCGAGUUCCUUCAGUCUAUCGAGGAGAUCCUUGGACGUCAUCCCAAGGACCGUCAGCUCAUGCUCUUCUCCGCGACCUUCCCAAUCUCCGUCAAAGACUUUUCCGACAAGCACAUGAACACCCCUUACGAGAUCAACCUUAUGGACGAGCUCACGCUACGCGGCAUCACGCAGUACUACGCUUUUAUAGAGGAGAAGCAGAAGGUGCACUGCCUGAACACGCUCUUCUCCAAACUGCAGAUCAACCAGUCCAUCAUCUUCUGCAACUCCACCAACCGUGUCGAGCUUCUUGCCAAGAAGAUCACCGAGCUCGGCUACUCGUGCUUUUACAGCCACGCCAAAAUGCCCCAGGCCGCCCGAAACCGAGUGUUUCACGACUUCCGCAACGGUGUCUGCCGCAAUCUCGUGUGCUCCGACUUGCUUACCCGUGGAAUUGACAUCCAGGCCGUCAACGUUGUCAUCAACUUCGAUUUCCCAAAGAAUGCCGAAACCUACCUCCACCGCAUCGGACGUUCCGGCCGAUACGGUCAUCUUGGUCUAGCUAUCAACCUUAUCAACUGGGAGGACCGUUUCAACCUCUACAACAUCGAGCAGGACUUGGGAAUUGACAUCCAGCCCAUCCCAUCGACCAUCGACAAGAGCCUCUACGUGUACGACAAUCCCGAAUCCAUCCCUCGCCCAAUGAAGCCGGCCCAGCAGCAGCAACAACAGCAGCAGCAGCAGCAGCAGCAGCCUCAACAGGCACAGUCCUCAUCCUACCAGUCUCAAACUCAGCCCCAGCCUCAGUCCCAGCCCCAGCAGGCACUGGGCCAAAAUGACUACCGCCAGAAUGGGCAACACCGUCAGUACCAAGGCAACCGCCAGGGAGGCUCCAGGGGAGGCGGCUCAGGCGGUCGCGGUCGGGGCGGCUACCAAGGCCAGGGCCGGGGAUUCCAGGGUUACGGCGGCCAGCGCGGCGGUCGUGGUCAAGGUCCUCCGGCACCUGCACCACAGGCAUAA